Messenger RNA from Cydia fagiglandana, 1745 nucleotides. RefSeq names its product glutathione S-transferase theta-1-like (gene GSTt1). The record is from RefSeq and is a predicted model, not a curated record. Gene Ontology annotation, biological process: glutathione metabolic process. NCBI's taxonomy places the organism in Eukaryota, Metazoa, Arthropoda, Insecta, Lepidoptera, Tortricidae. The coding region runs from base 148 to 834 and encodes 228 amino acids. Gene Ontology annotation, cellular component: cytoplasm. The transcript has 5 exons. Gene Ontology annotation, molecular function: glutathione transferase activity.
GUAGAGUAGGUAGAGUAGAUAUUCUUUUCAACUUUAGUGAAAAUUGUGAAAACAAGGCCAAAGUUCAAAAGUUAUCCUUAAUUUGUUUUUUUGUAAAUUACUAUUUAUAGUUAAGAGUAAGCGUGAAAUUUUAACAUAAGUUUGAAAAUGACUCUUAAGUUGUAUUUUGAUCUUAUGUCACAGCCAUCUCGAGCAUUAUAUAUUCUCUUAAAAAACGUUAAAUGUGAUUUUACUCCAGUGCCUGUAGAUUUACGAAAAGCCGAACAUUAUUCUGAGGAAUAUACAAAAAUUAACCGAUUUCAACGGGUUCCUGUUAUAGACCAUGAUGGUUUUGUGCUAACUGAAAGUGUUGCCAUCUUGAAAUAUUUAUCCCGUGAAGGCAUUAUCCCUGAUAACCUGUACCCAAAGGAUUCCAAGCAAGCUGCCAGGGUUGAGGAGUUUCUAGAAUGGCAACAUGCAGGGUUGAGAUUGCACUGUGCCAUGUUCUUUAGAGUGAAGGCCCUUGACCCAAUUAUAACCGGUAAAACCCCAGACCUUAAGACACUGCAGGGCUACGAGCGCCGCAUGGAGAGUGCUCUGGACACGUUCAAUGACCUGUGGCUCGGGCAAGGCAAACCGUUCGUGGCCGGAGACCGCAUUAGUGUGGCAGACUUGCUUGCCGCGUGUGAAGUGGAGCAGCCCAGGAUGGCUGGUUACGACGCUAACGCCAAGUACUCGAACAUCGCGGACUGGAUGCGGCGCGUUCGCGAAUAUUUCAACCCGCACUACGACGAGGGGCAUGUCAUCCUCAACAAGAUUGUGCGGAAUAAGAGCAAAAUGGCUCCUAAACUUUAAGGCCCCCGUUUUAGUAGGGAGUAUAGGUGCUAAUAUAGUAACUUUCACACGAGUAUUCCGUUUGCGGGAUCCUGCAUGCAUACUACAAAAAACUGUACCCGUAAAAACUGGACGUCAGAGGAAAACAGCUCUAAAGUGGGAUCCUAUCUCAUCGCAUAAUAAUUGAUUGUCAGUGUCAAUGUUACGCAUAAAUCUCUUUCCGCAUAUUUUUUCUCCAGCUGAAACAGAAAGUAUUUGCGAAAAUAUUUUGCAUAGGUUGUGUAGAAUAGCUUAGGUUAGGUUAGGUUUGUGUUAUAAUUUUUCGGAAAUGUUAAUAUUUCCAGCAUAAUAACAAUUAUGCGAAAUGAGUUUUAUGCGUAACAUUACAUUAGGACAAUCAAUUAUUAUGCGACCCAAUAUGGACCUCUCUAAAGUGUAUGCGACCCGCAUUUCAACCCGUACUAGGACGAGAGUCAUCAGAGCCAUGUGGGGUUUUUGAGGAUUACAUAAUCCUCAACAAGAUUGUGCGGAGUAAGAGUAAAAUGGCCUAUGAAUAAAUCCGUUUCUGUAUACACAAGAUAACAUUCUAUAUAUGUGUAAAUUGUAUAUAUGGAGUAUGCGACCAACUCCAAAUACUUCAGAAUGUGGAUUACACGGAGUAGUUCCAAAAAUGGACUCUAAGACACACCUGACAUGAGCUGAAAUAGUCAGAAAUUCAUCACUGGAAUCUCUAUAGUCACAAAUUCAAUAUUCCGUCAACAUUCCGAUUCCGGUGCUGAAUUUCCGAUUUUUCUACAUAAAACAAGUGUCAAUGAUAAUAUCUUGAGUUUAUUAUGUUACUUUUGAUUUGAAAUCAAUCAAUGUCUGUCCGUUUGUACCUAUUAAUCUAACAUAUCAGUUUAAAACUAUAUGCAUUUGCAUUGUGAUUAAUA